Molecule: messenger RNA, 825 nt
Organism: Striga asiatica
Lineage: Eukaryota; Viridiplantae; Streptophyta; Magnoliopsida; Lamiales; Orobanchaceae
Source: the annotation of a GenBank genome assembly
AUGGGGGACUCAACAGAAGUGAGCGGCAAUCUGGGAGACGGCAGUGUAAUCGAGUUCACGGGCAAAAUAAUGGUGGUCUCAAUUGUUCUCGUCUUAUUCGUCGUUGUUUUCAUCUCCGCCGUCCAUCUAUAUGCCAAAUGGUUCUGGCACCGCCGCCGGGAAACCACGACCGCCACCUCAGCCACCGUUCGCCGCCGUUUCAACUUCACCGCUGGCACCGCCUUGAGCCGCGGCCUCGACCCGAGCAUCCUCAAAACCCUACCAGUGGUGACAUUCGACUCGAGUCUCUUCAAAGACGGAUUGGAAUGCGCAGUUUGUUUGUGUGAGGUUUCUGAAGGUGAAAAGGCUCGGCUUUUGCCCAAAUGCAAUCAUGGGUUUCAUCUGAAUUGCAUAGACAUGUGGUUCCAAUCACACUCCACUUGCCCGCUCUGUAGAAACCCUGUUGCAAAUCAAAAGGAUAUGGAUUCGGGUGAUGAUUUGCAUCUUGAGAGCAUAAUUCAAGAUCCGAUUGCGGAAACCCCGAGUUUCCCGACAAACGUGUUGUUUUGGGGAGACGAGAGCCGAGUGAAUGCAUUAGGUCCUUGUUUGGAUGAAGAGAAUCGAAGCAGUGCUAACUCAGAACCAUCAUCAUCGUCGAGUAAUAAUCCUGAAGGGAUUUUGGUCAUUGAUAUUCCAAGACAGGUAAAUGAAGAGGACGAGCAAAAAUCUCCAAUGCCAACGAGAAUAAGGUCGUUAAAGAGACUUUUGAGUGGUAAUAGACGGGUUAAUCCUUCUAGUCCGAGAAAUGUGGAUCUUGAACAAGGCGGUAGAUCGGGACUAAGUUGA